Molecule: messenger RNA, 4238 nt
Organism: Hemicordylus capensis (graceful crag lizard)
Lineage: Eukaryota; Metazoa; Chordata; Lepidosauria; Squamata; Cordylidae
Product: toll-like receptor 2
Exons: 2
Coding region: 122-2662 (846 amino acids)
Biological process (GO): inflammatory response; toll-like receptor signaling pathway; immune response
Cellular component (GO): membrane
Molecular function (GO): triacyl lipopeptide binding; protein binding; transmembrane signaling receptor activity
Source: RefSeq, a predicted model, not a curated record
GGGAGGCAAGAUUCAGGAACCACACUCAACUCAGAGACUGAUGUUGAAUCUGCAAGAACAACAGAAGCAACAACAUACUCCAGGCAUAUGCACCAUUUUCAUCAAACAGUGAACCAAAAGGAUGGGGAUCUCCACCAGAAUCCUGCAUUUCUACCUCAUUAUUUUCUUCAGUUAUGGAGAAGGCAGAUUUCAGCAUAUAGACAAGAAGACCUAUGUUUCCAAGCCCUCAGGUGAUUACCAUCAAAACAGUUCAUCAUUAACAGAGUCACAGAUUCCAAGAAAAACCCUCAGCUUUUCACACAAUGCUGUGAAAGAAAUACCCAAAAGGAAAGUGGAAGGCUCUUUAAAUCUGCUAUGCAACCAGAGUUCUGAAGUUGAGCCAAUAGCUAUUUUGGUUAACAGCCUACCACAGGAAGUGCCUUAUCAAAAGCCACCUCAGACGUUGUCACAAAUUGAUGGAAUGGAACUAUCACUGCAGGACACCACAGAACCUCCCAGGUCAGUAGAGAAACUUCAAGGAGCCACAAGCCUUCCAAAUGCCAACCCAAUGUUAAAGUGGAGUGGUCUGGGUCACAUAAAACAAGAUGCACACAGAACGGUGGCAUUCCCACCUUCAAGAUUAAGGAGAGCUGUAGUCUGUGGAAUCCCAGUGAAUGGAGUCCUUGACCUAUCACACAGAAAACUGACAGAGAGUGAACUAAGGCAGAAAGUGGGUAGGCACUGUAAAGCCACUUUGAACAAAAUUACUGAGUUCAAUGUCAGUCACAACUAUGUGAAUAUACAUCUCACGGACUUAAUUUUACUGCUCCUUAAAAUGACGGAAGUGCAAUCCAUCAAUGUGAGUUACAACCAGGUGACUCUCACAUCUGCACACAUGGAAAAGAGCUGUAAGCUGAGGCCCAGCAAGCUCUUGUUUUUAAACCUCAGCCACAAUCCCCUCGACACUUUGGAAAACCUUUGUCUCCCUUCAACUGUCAAAAGCAUUGAUUUAUCUUUCACACACAUACACCAAAUACCAGAGAAGUUUGGCAUAAUUUUUUUUCACUUAGAAGAGAUGUACGUUCAAGGAAACCAGCUUAUAUACCAUGGUGCACGUGAUACAUCUGCCUGUUAUUCAGGACGUUCAAGACUGAGCUCUAAGCCAUUCACUGUGUCGUAUAUUUCCAUUCCCAAAGAAACGCCCAUUCGGAGCCUCCCACGGGCAGUCAAGCAUCUAGAACUGUCACAUUGUUCCAUUGUGGAACUCCCAGAAUGGUUUGUGCAAAAUAUGACACGCCUUUUCUUUCUAGACCUUAGCAACAACCCCAUGCACACAUUCCCCCAGCUGCCAACUUCACUGCAGUACCUGGAUUUAAGCAACAGUCACAUCAAAAGGAUAGCUGUGCUUAGCCACUUCUCCAAUCUAACAGUGCUUAACAUUCAAAACAAUAAAAUAACACACUUCUCAUCUGCGUAUCUUCCAGACUCACUAAAAGAACUUGAUAUCAGUAGAAAUAAGAUCCGUACGUUCCCUUUCCAGAAGGCACAGCACAACAUAGAAUCCCUCAAUAUCUCUGGAAAUCUACUACAACAGCUGAAUCUGAGCAGCCCUUACUCCUCCCUCAACAACUUAGAUGCAAGUUGCAAUUUAAUUGGAGAGCUGCUGGGUCCCAUGGGAGAUUUGCUGCCGGAAUUGAAAUACCUGAAUUUGUCAAGAAACAAAAUCUCUUUUCUGCAACCAGGUUUUCUCCCUGAAUCUUUGCUUGAGCUGGACAUAAGCAACAAUGUGAUUAUUGUCAUCAUGAAAGAUACAUUUGAUCACUUGACCAACCUGAAUGUUUUAACCAUUCAAGGGAAACACUUUUUUUGCAGUUGUGACUUGUACUGGUUUGCGAACACAUAUCUCUCUACCCCAGGCAUGCAGAUAAAUGGACGAGAACAUCUUCGGUGUGGCUUUCCACUCAAUAAGAAGGGCCUUUUGUUGGAAGAAAGUACGCUAACGCUUCUUUCCUGUUCUCUUGGCCUUCAGUUGGUCAUUAUGGCUUGCGUGGCCAUCUUGGUUAUGUCCAUCAUAACAGCCCUGUGUUGGCAUCUCGAUGGGCUCUGGUAUAUCAGGAUGGGGUGGUACUGGUGCAUGGCUAAGCGCAAACAAUACAAGAAGAGACCAGAACAGAAGCCAUAUGAUGCCUUCAUUUCAUACAGUGAAAAUGACGCACUGUGGACUAAAGAGAUCCUACUAGAAAAACUGGAAGCCAAUGGCUUUAGAGUAUGUUACCAUGAGAGAGACUUCAUGCCGGGGCACCCAGUGCUUGGGAACAUUUUUCACUGCAUUGAGAACAGCCACAAAGUUCUUUUUGUGCUGUCGCCCAGCUUCGUCAACAGUUCCUGGUGCCAGUAUGAGUUGUACUUUGCUGAACAUCAGGUCCUCAAUGAAAACCAAGACUCUCUUAUUAUGGUUGUGUUGGAGGACCUCCCCUGCAACAGCAUCCCACAGAAAUUCAGCAAGCUGAGAAAGCUCUUGAAAAGGAAAACCUACUUAAAAUGGAGCCCAGAGCAACAUAAGCAGAAGCUCUUCUGGAGCCAGUUGACGGCGGUGCUAAAAACGACCAAUGAACCAGUGGUUUUGAAAGAAGAAAAUGGCCUCCACCAGAAAACAGAUGUGAAAUUGAAAGGGCAUGAAUGAGGAAUGUGAACAUUUGAUGGGGUUUUGCAUGCCAAGUGGUUGACUUUGAACUGGUUAAAAAAGACCAUGGCCAGAUGCUUAUAAGAACAGUAAAGGUGAACAUUCCAGCAUUCCAGUUACAAAAACUAGUGGCUGACAUUCUGCACAGCAGAAUGUCAGCAUUAGGGAGCCACUGAGGAUGCUGCUGCACAACAUGCUGCACAGCAGGGGCAGCUGCGGAAAGACUUAAAAACAGCUUCUGGGCAAUUGUGCAAUGCUACUUGCCUAACACAAAUGUCCCGCUGUGCAAAAUGUUAUUGGCCAUUGUCUUCUGCAAGCCUCCAGGUCCAGUCCUGAAACAAAUCAUAGUAUAUUGCCAUGCCAAAAUGAUGGUAAUCCUUCCUGACCAGUGAUCCCUUCAACAGGGCUUCCCAGAUGUUGUUGACGACAGCUCCCAGAAUCCCCAGCUACAAUGGCUUUUGCUUGGGGACUAUGGCAGUUGCAGUCGACAACAGCUAGGAAUCCCUGUUAGAGGGAACACUGGUCAUGAUGCCUGGGCACUUGCAAUCUGUAGGCCAAUUCAUGCAUAUAUUUAUUUGUAUAGGUGUAUACCUAAUAUGUUUUGCACUAGGGCUGUACAACGUAUAUCCACUAUCCACUGCCAUAGUGGGCAAUAGUCAAGUAUGAUGGAGUUGUAGUCUAGCCCUCCUACAGUUGCUAGACUACAACUCCAUCAUACUUGACUAUUGCCCAAUAUGGCAGUGGAUUAGGGGAGCUGGAGUGCAAAAAGAGCUGGAGGGUCAACCUUGUGCAUCCCUGUUUUAUACACAUGCUUGAAAAUAUAGACUGGAAAUAAGUGAGGUUAAGCAUGUAUAACCUCACCAAGAAGGGAGAUAGAAGUGGUUGGGGCUUUCAGUCAAGCAUACUGUAUGAAGCAGCUAGCCUUAAGAGGAUGGUCUACUGAAACCGCAGAAAUGUCAGAAUAGAAACACAGGAGCUAGGAAGAAGCAGGAAGCAAGCACAUCAACUCCCUGUGUUCCUGUUCUGGAACGUCUUCCAUUAUAGGAAAUGCAAGUCCAUGUGGCUUAAUUGGGACAGGAAAGAGUGCAAGCACUCUGGGAAAAGGGGAAAGCAUAGGAUGCUUUCCCUUUAAGUCAAAGGUGUGUACGUAAUGUGACCAUGACUCCUGCAGAGCCGAAGAGGAAGAAGUCCUAAUUCUUGCCAUUGCUUCUGUGUCACCAUGAUGCAAUUAGACAAACACAGAGAGACAGGGACAGGAAUCCACCUGGCCAUUCAUGAUGUUGUGGAACACCUGGGAAUAUUUGACUGCAGUAACAUAAUAGGUGGUUGGUCAUUUGACAUUUUUCAGCUCUAGUGUUGCUGAGUAUUCGUUUUGGUUUAUUGUCUAUUUAUUAUUUAUUAUUAUUUCUUGUUUACACAGUCAGAAAGGUGUUAUUGACUGGUUUGUUUUAUCCAGACAUCGAGUCCUUUCCCAAUGAUGGCUGAUUUUUAUUAUCAAUAUUGUUGUUAUUAUUAUUAUUACAGAUACUGUCGCAAAAUAUAGGCUGUUCCUAGUAAAGUUGUUUUUUGUAAUUGG